ACCACAGCAGUCAGGAGAGGUUUUAGUUUGUGGCAUGUUUGCCGCAAUAACUGUCUUUUUGGUUUUGGCCAAUACCUGAUGUGCUGGAGACAGAUUAUAAAAGCGUUUUCAGGAAUGAGGUGAAGGUUCCCUUCAGCUCAGCAUCAUCACCAUGCAGAGGACAGGGAGAUGCAAGAGUUUCGGGUGUUUGUGCUGGCUGUUUGCUCCUGUGCUGCUCACUUCAUCGCAAGCAAAUAAUUUGAGUGACCAGUACCAGGAGAAGUUGCCCUGCCUGCCAGGAUUCUUCUGCCCAGUGGGGGGCAUCAAUGCAGUCCCCUGUCCUAAAGGAACCUACGGACCAACCCCUGAUGGUACAUCCAUUGAAAGCUGUCUGAAGUGCCCUCCUCACCACUAUUGUCCUAGACCGGGAUUACCGACCCCACGGUUCUGUGGCCCUGUGGCUCAACAGCCUCUUUCAGGACAAGAGACAUGUCUCUGUCCAACAGAUGGACAAAUAUUCCAGAUCAGUGAUGGGCAGUGUCAAUGUACCAUCGGCUACCGACCAGCUGAUGAUGGAGAUGUGUGUGUACACAAGGUGUACAAUGUCUGCAGGGACGGACAAGCACGGACGCAGCAUGGAGACUGUCUGGACAAGCAUCUCUGGUCACUCCACUGUAGGCAGCAGGUGUGUCAAUCUCCAGCGGACUACUGGGGUUAUGACGGACAGCUGGGCCUGUGUGUCUGCAAGCAGCCUCCUCAGAGAGCUGCGUGUGGAGGCCUGUGCAGGAACAAAGCAGCUGCUGAACUGCAGCUCCAGUGCACGCCAGGUGGAGACAUGGAACUGGUUUGGAGAUAUGGGAAUGUGGUGCGGAGCGUCCCAGACAGCAGGCUGGAGACAAUGUUCAAACAGUGGGAUUUUCAGGGAGUUCUGCAGUGCAGCGACCCCUUCCACUUCUCACAUCCCGUUUACACUGUCCUGACAAAAGAUGCAGGUUUCCUGGGCCUCCAGAGUGGACUCCCAGAAGAACUUCAAAACCUGUUUCCUGUUACUAUAGGGACGGAUUCCUAUAACCCUGACAAGGAAGAGGCAGAUUUUCUAUUGGGAAUCACUAACGUUGGUAAUGUGAGCCAUGGAAGUGGAGAAAACAAGAGCGACUUGAAGAAAGAAGUAACAAACAUCGUUGGAGUUUUGAACCCAACCACAUGUCUCCAUAUGGGGGACGUUCUGCUGUUUGCGGUGGACAAACGUCACUAUCCUGAGUAUGACCAAGACAGUCUGUAUAACACAAACAAGGACUUUGACUGGGGGGCAUUCAGACAGCUGAAGGAGGAGCUGGCCCUGUCUUGGAGCCCUCCCAGCUUCUUCUCGGUGUUCUUCAGUCAGCCGGGGGUGCACGUUUUCACACUGAGCAGCAAUCAGCACAAACAUAUGUAUGUUCAGGUGAUGCCUCCAGGGGCCCAGUGUUACGAGUCUGACAUUUUCUUCCCCACCACUCCCCGCCACGUCACCAGGGUGGGAAUCAGAAGGAGACGUAACCUGUUACUUCGUCCUGAUUGGCCAGUGACUGGAGGUUUGUUGUUUGGAGCCGUGGUCAUCCUGUGUUUGUGUGUCACAGCUCUGAUCUUAUUCCGUGAAUAUGGUUGGCCAGAGAAGAAGCCAAUCAGAGCUCAGUACCGCUUGCUGCAGUUGUCCUACCACAUGGACGAUUACUCAUCAAAAGGUUCAAGGGUGAUCUCACAAAGGAAGACGCAUCGUAACCAGCAAAUCAGAAUGACCCAAGACUCCAUUCAAACAGUCUGUGCAGACACCUUGGGGGAGUUCUGGGACUAUGAACACCAGGUGGAUUUGGAGGCCUUUAGCAGUAACACCUUCUACAGCCUCCUGCUCAAACAGAGCCUUUCUGUAACAACACGACUGGGACAACUCACUGCCGAGGUGAAGGAACUAUACCAGGGAGUGCUUGGGAAACUGCAGCCCCUCCAUCGAUGCCUGUACACUGAGGAGAGACAGGGUGAGGAGGGUGAGAGGAUCAGAAGGGACGUGGAGAGGGAGGUGGUGCGACGCAAGACUCUGGCCUCACAGCUAAGAACUCUGCUUGACAGUCAGAUACAGAUUUUAAGGAAAGAGCAACAGGCCCAGCAGAGAGUCCAUGGUGCCUUCAUGAGUCAUCUCAGAGAGACCCUCCGUUUGCUCAACAAGCUCCAUAAUUCCAACCAACCAUCCUGUGAACUACACCAGCAAAGUUGGAUCCAGAGAAUGAACUCUCUGGUGCAUGAGAUGGGAGGGCUGGUGACCGGAGAGUGCCAACGUCAGGGGAUCUGGGAGUUUUUGGGGGAGGCUACAGGAGCUAAGCUACUCUGCCCUGACACAGGAGCAGUGCUGACCAGGGAGCACAUCUUUGGUCCUGAUGGCUCUAUGCUUGCCUGCCCGGUGCUUCACUGCGAUUCAGUCACAGGCCUCAUUCGACCAAAUUCUUACUCACAUAUGUUGUUGAGCAGCUGCCACACCACAGCAGUACCACCUGAUUUCUUCCUGCACCCACAGACCUGCAGGGUUUUGCCCAUUGCUGAUAACGUGGCCUACGACCCUGCAGCCUCUACACUGGUGAUCACAGCAGGCUCGUGUACAGGCGACAGCAGAAAGUGGGACAGUCCGCUACUUCCUUUUAUUCCUUAUCCAAUCUCUCGCAACUCCAACCUGCCCCUGCCCUGUUCCCGUCUCAGAGGACUUAAACCUGGACAGAGGCUGCAGCUGGGUGCUCCCAUGGCCGACCCGGAUAUGGGGGUUCCAGUGCCUAUAUUGGCUGUGACCAUCCAUCCUGAGACUGGACUAGUCUAUCCUCUGGGGGGAGUUCAUGUCUGCCCCAUCACCCGCCUGCCUCAGCCAAUACAGAUUGGUUACCCCAUGCUGGAUCCCAGGACAGGGAAUAUUGUGCUGACCGUGGGGGUCAGUUUAGAUACAGUUACAGGAGCUGUGCUGCCAGUAGGUGGAGUCCUACUGGGUGAAUCCUUCAUCGAACCCCUAAGUGGUCGCCUGAUGAAAGUGAGAGGAGCCAGCACACGGGCAGGACAACUGGUGCCGAAUACAGGAGGAUACCAAGCUGUACUAGACAGCAAGGUUCUGGCAACAAUGUAUAAAAUUCUGGACCUGCUGAAGCCACUGAUGGAGGAGUGGGGUUCAGAUCCAGGGCUGCAGCCUUCGCAGCCUCAUUCAGGCAGUGAGAGAGGCAGCGGUCGUCAGGAUCAUCUUCUGGCUGCAGCCAAGGAGCUGCAGCAGGCGUGGGGUCGAAGCCUUCACUGUCAGCUUCAGUUACAGACCCGGUUAGAGAUGAUACUGGACUGGGCUCUGGAUCUCCAGCAGGAUGGAGGGAUACUAGGAGAGAUGCCGCUGCUAGGCUCUGAUGUUUGUGUGCCAGCUCUGUUAGGACUGGAGUAUCCCGAUCCUAUGGGAUCUGGUCUCAGUGUGCCGGUACUGGGCUGUCAGACGGAUCUGAUGUCUGGGAAUACAGUGCCGUUAGCAGGUACCAUGGAGAACCACAGUGGACAAGGCCUGGUGGCGAUCCGAUAUGGAGCUCAAACUGUGGAUCCAGUGAUAGGUGUUCUGGCCGCAGUGGUUGGAGCAAGGCUGGAUGUGAGCAGGAAAAACAUUCUGCCCAUUACUGCCCCCUACUGGCUCACACUGGAGAACCAAACCAACAGUGUGCAGGUGGAGGCGCUGCAGAGGGAGGUGUGUAUGAGAAACACUUACUGGCAGCAGCAGAGGCAGCGUGAGGAAGAGAUCCUCGCUGAUAUGGACUCAGCUCUUUUCCAGCAUCUCUGUAGAAUCUCAGACUUGAAUUCUUCUCAGGUCCAGUGGUCAGGGAGACAGCUGAGGGAGGCGGCUGCAGAAUUGCAAGAAUCAUCACAGGCCGAGGCCCAAAGACGAGCGGCUCAACACUCUCACCUUGUCCUUAUCCUGCCCUGCCAUGUUUUUCUCAUCCUCACACAAGGGGAUGAAGAGGAGUGGGAUCAGGAGAACGUCUGGCAGUCCGAGCUCUUGUCCGGCCUUGAUAAGGUGGAUGUUUGUAUGGAGCGGUUGCAGCAAGAGCAAGAAAAAUGGACAAGACGGGAGGGAGACUGGACUUCAUCUGUCCAUACUGUGGGCAGAGAGCUGAGACUGAGGGAGGUGUGGAGUCAGUGCUGCUCCACACAGACAGAUCUGGAUGUUGCACUGAUUGCUCUGCAUUUUGUCCGACAUCUUUCUCAACUCCGUGCCGACACUGCUCAGGUAGUUCUGUGCCGCAGCUUCUGGUACAAAGAAUAUGGUCUGAGCCAGAGCUGUGGACGGAGACAGAAGAAGGUUGUAGGUUUGCUUCAACACAAGGCUCUGCCUCUGCUGGAGAGACUCAACCAGGUCCUGGAAGAGAAACAACCCACCAGCAGCUUUUCCUCCAACGCCUGCAAUCAGCAGGUCACAGGUUUAUCUCCAAAGCAGGCAUACAGUUUGGAGAUAGCCUCCAGAGCUUGGACAGCAUCUGUGCCUGUGGUGAAAGGAAUCUCCACACAGUCUUUGAGGGAACCUGUCAAUUUGCCUGCGUCCCAGGACAGCGGUCUGCAGGCCAGCUCUGCGCCGACGCACAACUCACAGAGACAGACGGCGUCCUCCGGAGACUCGUCCCAGGAGAACCAGCCUCUAAAAAACGACACUCAGCCCACACUCAUCGCUCUGCCUGCUGUUCCAGAAGAAGAAUGGACCAAGCUGCUGGAGCUUUCACCGCUGUUCCAGCUGCUGAAGGGGGUGGAGCUCCAGAUGAGGGGAUCGGCCUGUGGGGCGAGGAUUCUGAGCGGAGCGCUGAACGACUCACGCAGCAGGUUUAUGGACGUCCUGGACGCUCAGUGGGAAUGUGAAGGAGAGCUGAUCCCUCUGGACUCAUCUGUCCUCCACCCCACAGAGUUUGUUGUCUAUCAGCAUGGACUCCACCUGCUGGAAACCCUCUGUCAGCUAAACCUGACUCCGGCUGUUUCUUUACAAAUAGCUGCUAGUCUCCCAAAGAACAACUAUUCCAAUAACGCCUUCAGAAAUUCUUUCUUCUAUCAGGAGGCGGAGAAGAUGCUCUUUGUCCGACGUCAGAGGCUGCAGUCAGCGGGAGGGUUCUCUCUGCUGCUGCUCCACUGUCUGUGCCACGUCAAAGUCAAUGAUAUGAACACCGACUCCAGUCCUGCCUUCCAGAGGCUUUUCUACAAGGUACUGCAGGCGUGCUUAGAGGAGCUUUUUCAUACCAGAAUGAGCCUCUGACUCACAGGACAGAAAACCAAUUUAUCUGCAUGUUUCCAAGACCAAGAGGCCCCCGGUGGGGACAAACAUAGCUCUGCCUCUUUGCUCUACAAGCGACACAAACCAAGCAGAGGAUUGCUUUCUGAGGAUGAAACAGAAGAUCCAAAGAAGACACACAGAGAAACCUCCCUGUUCUCCCGUCUUGAAGAGCUUUUACAAGAGAAGAGUUUUGUUGCUGCAGAUAAAGAUAGAGACCAGAUUGUGUGACCACCUUCCCUGAGGAUGAACACGUUUUUCAUGACGGCAGUUCUGUGAACCUUAAAGUCUCAGCUGAGUCACAUCUGUCAGAAUUUGUUUUUUGUCCUGAAGAUAUUUCACAACCCCUUAUCGAUGUACAGUAUUCUUUAUCAGGGUUUUUCUAAAAUGUUUGCCCUUGAACAGGAAGACUGUUACAGAGAUGUUGAAAACUGAUUUUUAAUGGUCAAGAUUGAUGAAGCUCCUGGGAAUUUCCCAGGAUUCAGUUCUGUUCUGAUGGGAGCGAUUUCUAAACGAGAGCUGUGGCGCUAGUAUAACAGCGGUGUGCCACAGGGUACCGUACUCUCAACCUUUUAAUUUCUUUAAUUGAUUUGAAACAGGAUUCAGAACAACAAAACAGAACAAGAAAUGUUAUGAAGGCUUCCGUCAAUGCUCAUCACUGAAAGUGAUUUAGGUGUGCCCCCUACUGGUUCUAAAUGUAUUAGUAUUAGUGUUACCAGCAAAAUAUUUUGGAAUUAAGGAAGUGGAAUUGAAGUUUUUCACAGCUAUUUUCUGUUUAGUCCCAGUUUUACUAUAGACAUAAACAAUAAUAAGAAAUGUCAAAAAGUGGAUUUUACUUUUUGAGUACAUUUGUAAAUAAUAAAAAUCUUAAACCUGGAUGAUGAUGUUUUAUACCUUGGUUUUACAGUCAAAGUUAAACAUAAACCUACAACUAAACAAAAAAAAAAUGACCACAAAAAGAAUGAAGUUGUUUAUUUUUUCAUAUUAAACUCUCAUCAAAGACAGGAAAAAACAACAAUUCAAACAUGUCAGCACUACAGGAAAUGUGUGUUAACUAUCAGUGCAUCCAGACAUCUGCAUGUGAGAAUGGGUGGAUCUCCUGUAAUGAAAUGGGGGGACGACUUCCCCCCUUGAAGAAAACCCUGCCUGGGCCCCAUCCUGUUUGGUAGCAAU
Molecule: messenger RNA, 6442 nt
Organism: Cynoglossus semilaevis (tongue sole)
Lineage: Eukaryota; Metazoa; Chordata; Actinopteri; Pleuronectiformes; Cynoglossidae
Exons: 34
Coding region: 152-5254 (1700 amino acids)
Source: RefSeq, a predicted model, not a curated record